GCUUGGAGGGUGAGUUUGGUCUGUCCCGGAAGCGGGCGAAUCGAAAACCGGUGGCGGCCGCGGGCAGUUUGAAUUGGAAUCUGGGCUGAAGCCAGCGGAGGCUGCACUCGAGCCCGACUCUCUGAGGGGUCGUCUUUCCCUCCCCGCCAGCAAGUUUAUUUAUAAAUGUGUGACUGGUAAAGAAAGGAGAGCAACAUGAGCUGGGCUUUGGAAGAAUGGAAGGAGGGCCUGCCUACGAGAGCUCUUCAAAAAAUCGAAGAGCUGGAAGGCCAGCUGGACAAACUGAAGAAAGGAAGGCAGCAAGCGCAGUUCCAGCUGGAGACUCUGGAGGCCGCGCUGCAGAAGCAGAAGCAGAAGGUUGAGAAUGAAAAAACAGAGGGUGCAAACCUAAAAAGGGAGAACCAAAGCUUGAUGGAAAUAUGUGAGAAUCUGGAGAAGACCAAGCAGAAAAUUUCUCAUGAACUUCAAGUCAAGGAGUCGCAAGUGAAUUUCCAAGAAGGGCAGUUGAACUCCAGCAAAAAACAAAUAGAAAAACUGGAACAGGAACUGAAAAGGUGUAAAUCUGAACUUGAAAGAAGCCAACAGGCUGCACAGGCUGCAGAUGUCUCUCUGCAUCCAUCCGCGACACCACAAAAAAUCUUCGCAACUCCACUAACACCAAGUCAAUAUUAUAGUGUUUCCAAGUAUGAAGAUCUAAAAGAAAAAUAUAAUAAAGAAGUUGAAGAACGAAAAAGAUUAGAGGCAGAAGUGAAAGCCUUGCAGGCUAAAAAAGCGUGUCAGGCUAUUCCCCAAAGCACAAUGAAUCACCGGGACAUUGCACGACAUCAGGCUUCCUCAUCCGUGUUCUCGUGGCAACAAGAAAAGACCCCAACUCGGCUUUCAUCUCAUGCUCUAAAAACUCCGAUUAGGAGAGAUUUCUCUGCAUCUCACUUUUCUGGGGAACAAGAGGUGACUCCAAGUAGAUCAACUUUGCAAACAGGGAAAAGAGAUGCUAAUAGCAGUUUCUGUGAUAAUUUGGGCAAUUCUCACCUUUUGGACCAAUUAAAUGCCCAGAAUCAAGAGCUAAGGAACAAGAUUAGUGAUUUGGAACUACAUCUGCAAGGACAAGAAAAAGAAAUGAAAGGCCAAGUGAAUAAAUGUCAAGAACUCCAACUCCAGCUGGAGAAAGCAAAAGCGGAAUUAAUUGAAAAAGACAAAGUUCUGAAUAAAAGUAGGGAUGAACUGGUGAGAUCAACAGCACAGUAUGACCAGGCAUCAACCAAGUGUACUGCAUUGGAACAAAAACUGAAAAGAUUGUCUGAAGAUUUGAGUUGUCAGCGACAAAACGCAGAAAGUGCCAGAUGUUCUCUGGAACAGAAACUCAAGGAGAAAGAAAAGGAGUUGCAAGAGGAGCUCUCCCGUCAGCAGCGCGCCUUCCAAGCCCUGGACCAGGAGUGCGGGCAGAUGAAAGCCAGACUCACGCAGGAGUUACAGCAAGCCAAGAACGCUCGCAAUAGCCUGCAGGCUGACCUGGAUAAAGUCACAUCAGGAAAGCACCAGCUAGAAAAAACUUUGGAAGAGUUUAAGCAGAAGUUCUGCCGAACUGAACAGUUGUUACAGGCGAGUCAGGUCAAGGAAAAUGAGCUGAGGAGAAGCAGUGAGGAAGCGAAGAAGGAAUACAGUGUUCUGAAGAGUCAGUCUGAGCAACGGGCCAGAGAAGUCUGCCACCUGGAGGAAGAGCUGAGGAAGGCCAAACAGAGUUUGAGUCAGAGCCAGAACGUUGCAGAAGAAAUGAGGGCUAAGAAUGCCUCUCAGGAAACCAUGUUAAGAGAUCUUCAAGAAAAAAUCAAUCAGCAAGAGAAUUCCUUGACUUUAGAAAAACUGAAGCUUGCCUUGGCUGAUUUGGAAAAGCAGCGAGAUUGCUCUCAAGACCUUUUGAAGAAAAGGGAGCAUCACAUUGAACAACUGAACGAUAAGUUAAGCAAAAUAGAGAAAGAGUCCGAAGCUUUACUGAUUGCUUUGGAGUUAAAAAAGAAAGAAUAUGAAGAAUUGAAAGAAGAGAAGACUCUGUUUGCUCGUUGGAAAAGUGAAAAUGAACAACUUUUAAGUCAGCUGGAAUCAGAAAAGGGAAGCUUGCAGAGUAAAAUUAAUCACUUGGAAACUUGUCUCAAGACACAACAAAUAAAAAGUCACGAAUACAAUGAGAAAGUGAGAACGCUGGAGAUGGAAAGUGAAAAUCUCAGUGUUGAGAUCAGAAACCUUCACAAUGUGAUAGACAGCAAGACUGUGGAGGUAGAGACACAGAAAGAAGCUUAUGCAGACCUGCAGCAGAAAGCCGAGGUCUCAGACGAGAAACACAAGAAGGAAAUAGAGAACAUGCGCUUGAAGAUUUCUGAGCUUACCGGGCAAGUGGAAGAUCUCGAACACAAGCUUCAGUUAUUGUCAAGUGAAGUCAUAGACAAAGACCAGCGUUACCAAGACUUGCAGGCUGAAUAUGAGAGCUUCCAGGAUCUGCUAAAAUCCAAAGAUUCUUCUCUCGUGACAAAUGAGGCUCAUCACAGAAGUCUUUUGGCUUUUGAACAGCAGUCUGCAAUGAAUAAUUCCUUUGCAAAUAUAAUUGGAGAACAAGGAAGCAUGCCUUCAGAGAGGAGCAAAUGCUAUCUAGAAGCAGACCCAGGUCCAAAAAGUUCAGCCACCUUACAAAAUCGAGUCAUGUCUCUUGAGUUUUCAUUAGAGUCUCAAAAGCAGAUGAACUCAGAUCUACAAAAGCAGUGUGAAGAACUGGUGCAAAUCAGAGGAGAAAUAGAAGAAAAUCUCAUUAAAGCAGAGCAGAUGCAUCAAAGUUUUGUGGUUGAAACAAGUCAACGCAUUAGUAAGUUACAAGAAGACACUUCUGUUCAUCAAAAUGCUUUUGCUGAAACUUUAGCUGCCCUGGAGAACAAGGAAAGAGAGUUCCAGCUUUUGAAUGAAAAAUUAGAAACUGAGCAAGCAGAGAUUCAAGAAUAUAAAAAGAGUAACCAUUUACUUCAAGAAUCUCUAAAGGAGCUACAACUCUUGUCUGAAACCCUGAGCUCGGAGAAAAAGGAACUGAGUUCCACCAUUUCUUUAUACAGAAAGGAAAUUGAAGAUCUGACCCAAGAGAAUGAGACUCUUAAGGAAAUUAAUGCAACCUUAAAUCAAGAGAAGAUUAACUUAAUCCAAAAAAGUGAGAGUUUUUCAAACUGUAUAGAUGAAAGAGACAAAAGCAUUUCAGAGUUAUCCAAUCAGUAUGAGCAAGAAAGACUUAUUUUACAACAAAGAUGUGAAGAAACAAGAUGUGCAUUUGAGGAUCUUAGUGAAAAAUAUAAAGCAGCUCAAGAAAAGAACUCUCAAUUAGAAUGCUUGCUAAAUGAGUGCACUAGUGCUUGUGAAAAUAGACAAAAGGAAUUGGAUCAUCUAAAGGAAACAUUUGCAAGGGAACACCAAGCGUUUGUAACAAAAUUAGCCUUAGCUGAAGAAACAAACCAGAAUCUAGCACUGGAGUUGGGGGCAGUGCAGCAAGAUCUGAGAUCGGAGAUUGCAGAUAUCCAAAACAGGUCCGAGAGUGAGGCGGAUGGUUUAAAGCAAGAAAUCAUGACCUUAAAGGAAGAACAAAGUAAGAUGCAAAAGGAACUUAAUGCCUUAGUACAAGAGAAUGAGCACCUGAUGACAUUAAUUGAGAUGAAACAAGAGCAUGAGAUUCUAGAAUCAGAGCCAAUUAGCGACUCUGUGGUCGGAGAGAGUGAGAUAAAUAAAUGUCAUGUUCAACUUCCGAUGGAUCUUGAAGUUAAAGAUCCUUCUCUAGACUGUUAUAAUGCACAGUUGGUACAAUUAGAAGCUAAGAUGAGAAAUAGGGAAUUAAAACUUAAGGAAAGCGAGAAGGAGAAGCAAUGCCUACAGCACGAACUACAGACGAUUGGAAUAGAAUUAGAAACUGGAAAUUUGCAAUGCGAUGCCCAGUCACAAGAACUUAGUGGCCCUAAAGACUGUGACGCAGGUACAGAAGAAAAGUAUAUUUCAGUGCUUCAUGAGUUGUCAGCAAGUCAAAAUGACAAUGCGCAUCUGCAGUGCUCUCUCCAAACAGCAAUGAGCAAGCUGAGUGAGCUAGAGAAGAUGUGUGAGAUGCUGCAGGUUGAAAAGCUUGAGCUAAUGUCUGAGCUGAAUGAUUCAAGAUCAGAAUGUAUCACAGCAACUAGUAAAAUGGCAGAGGAGAUGGAGAAACUAGUAAAUGAAGUUAAAAUAAACGACGAAAAUGGCCUUCUCCAAGGUGAGUUGGUGAAAGAAAUGGCGGAAGGUGAAUCUGGUGAACGACAAAAUGAGCAGAAACGUGUGUCCUUAAAUCCUUUGGAUGACAGUAAUUGCUAUGAGCACUUGACAUUGUCAAAUGAAGUUCAAAUGCACUUCGCUGAAUUACAGGAGAAAUUCUCAUCUUUACAGAGCGAACACAAAAUUUUACAUGAUCAGCACUGUCAAGUGAGCUCUAAGAUGUCAGAGCUACAGUCUUAUGUGGACGCAUUAAAGGCUGAAAAUUCGAUCUUGUCAACAAGUCUGCGAAACUUCCAAGGUGACUUGGUAAAGGAGGAGAUGCGGGGACCCGAGGAAGGGCAUUUUCUGUCAUUAUCAUUCUCUUGUGUGACUGACAGCCCUAGCCUUACACGUUUGGGAGAAUCUUCUUUUUGCAAAGACCUUUUAGACCAGACAGGAGAAACAUCACUUUUGAGUAAUUUAGAUGGGAAUAUUUCAGCAAACCAGUCUAAUAUAGAGGAAAGAUCUUGCUGCAGUCCGGAGAAGGAGAAUCUGACCAAGAAAGAAAUUCUGUCUGCCCCAGUGAGGAGCAUUGAAGAACUUGAGACUCUCUGUCAGAUGUACCUGCAAUCCCUCAAAAAGCUAGAAGACAAAAUCAAAAGUCAGGAGAUUAUGAAAAAUAAGGAGAUUAAAGAGCUCGAGCAGUUAUUAACUUCCGAAAGGGAAGAGCUCGACUGUCUCAGGAGGCAGUAUAUGUCAGAAAAUGAACAGUGGCAGCAGAAGCUGACAAGCGUGACCAUGGAGAUGGAGUCCAAGUUGGCAGCAGAAAAGAAACAGACUGAACACCUGUCGUUUGAACUAGAAGUAGCACGACUCCAGCUACAAGGUCUGGACUUGAGUUCUCGGUCUUUGCACGGCACCGACAUAGAAGAUGCUCUUCGGGGUGGAAACAAUAGCUGUGAUGUAAAAGAAUCAGAAGAAUAUACUUUGGAAACGCAAGAGAGAACACCAAAGCGUGACAUUCAUCAGAUUUGUGAAGAAGGUGUUCAGCAGGACCUCAAUCUAGAGACAGAAAAAAUAACCAAGACCAGUCCAGUCAGAUUCACACGAGAAUGGUCUAGGGAACAAUCCCCAGAAGCCAGUUAUGAGACUCCAGCUGAAGACAGAACCCAGGGCUGUUUAGAACGCAUUUCUGAAUUGUCACUUUCUGGUCCUAAUGCUCUGGUACCUAUGGAUUUUCUGGAGACUCAGGUCACCAUUCAGAAUCUUCAACUGCAGGUAAACGAGUCAUCAAAUGAGAAUUUGAGGUUACUUCAUGUCAUAGAGGAACGUGACAAAAAAGUUGAAAGUUUACUAAGUGAAAUAAAAGAGUUAGACUCAAAACUCAAUUUACAGGAAGCACAAGUAACCACCAAGAUGGAAGCAUGUAUAGAGUUAGAAAAAAUAGUUGAGGAACUCAAGAAAGAAAAAUCAAACUUAAGUGAAAGAUUGGAAUCCUUUUCUUGUGACAACCAGGAAUUACACCAGAGAACAGAAAGUUUAGAAGGUCUCAAUUCUAAUUUAGAAAUAGGUGCAGAUAAAUUGUCACAUGCAGUUAUUGAAGAUAAUGUGGCUGAGGUGAACGACAACUGGAGAGAGCGAUUUCUUGAUGUGGAAAAUGAGCUAAAGAGGAUAAAGUCUGAGAAAGGUAGCAUCGAGCAUCACGCCCUCUCUGUGGAAGCUGACUUAGUGACAGUUCAGACAGAGAAGCUAUAUUUAGAAAAAGACAAUGAAAAUAAGCAGAAAGUUAUAACCCGCCUCGAAGAAGAACUCUCUGUGGUCACCAGUGAGAGAAACCAGCUUCAUGGAGAAUUAGAUACUUUGUCAAAAGAAAAUAAAGAACUAGAUCUGAUGUCUGAGAAGAUGAAGCAGAAAAUACGUGAGCUCGAAUCUCAUCAAGGUGAAUGUCUCCAUCACAUUGAUAUGGCUGGAGCAGAGGUAAAGGACAAAACACAGCUUGUUCAGACGUUGUCCUCUGACGUAACUGAGCUUUUGGAAGAGAACACUUGUCUCCAGGAGAAGCUGCAGAGUUUGGAAAAGGACUCACAGGCCCUGUCUUUGGUAAAAAGUGAGUUGGAAAUCCAAAUCGGACAAUUGAAUAAAGAGAAAGAAUCACUUGCAAGGGAAUCUGAAAGCCUGCAGACCAGACUGCAUGAAUCGGAACACGAAAAGCUGACCAUCGCCAAGGCCUUGGAGGAUGCGCUGAUGGAGAAGGGUGAGGUUGCAGUGAGGCUGAGCUCAACGCAGGAGGAAGUGCACCAGCUAAGAAAAGGCAUUGAGAAGCUGAGGGUCCGCAUUCAGGCUGAUGACAAGAAGCAGCUGCAUGUUUUAGAGAAACUGAGAGCGAGCGAGCGUAAGAUUGAUUCGCUUCAGGAUAAAGUCGAGAACCUUGAAAGAGAACUGCAGAUGUCAGAGGAAAACCAAGAGCUGGUGAUUCUUGAUGCUGAGAAUUCCAAAGCAGAGGUGGAGACCCUAAAAACACAAAUGGAAUUGAUGACCAAAAACCUGAAAGAUUUAGAAUUAGACCUUGGCACAGUAAGGUUCGAAAAAGAAAAUCUCAUAAAACAACUACAAGAAAAACAAGGUCAAGUGUCUGAAUUAGACACAUUACUCUCUUCAUUGAAAGGUCAGUUAGAAGAAGAGGAGAAAGAAAAAAUAAAGAUGAGAGAAGAAUCCAAAGCUGCAUUGGAGAUGCUCCAAACACAACUGAAAGAGCUAAUUGAGGAAGUAAUAGCCUUGUGUCGUGACCAAGAAAUCCAGAAGGUCGAAGAACAGAGUAUAGACUCCUCGGUGCAGGAAAUACAUCAGCUGAGGAACAGCAUUGAACAGCUGAAAGUCCGCCUGGAAGCUGAUGAAAAGGAGCAGCUCCAGGUCUUGGGAACACUGAGGGAAAGUGAACAGCACGCCGACUUGCUUAAGGAUAGAGUAGAGAACCUUGAAAGAGAACUAGAGAUAUCCGGGAAAAACCAAGAGUGCGUGAUCCUUGAGGCUGAGAAUUCCAAAGCAGAGGUGGGGACUCUAAAAGCAAAAAUAGAGGAGAUGGCCCAAAACCUGAAAGAUUUGGAAUUAGAUCUUGUCCAUGUAAGGUCAGAAAAAGAAAAUGUGAUAAAAGAAUUACGGAAGGAGCAAGGACGAGUAUCUGAAUUAGAAGUAUUAAAUUCUUCCUUUGAAAAUCUAUUGCAAGAAAAAGAGCAAGAAAAUGUACAGAUGAGAGAAGAAUCUAAAACAGCAGUGGAGAUGCUUCAAACGCAAAUAAAGGAGCUAAAUGAGAAAGUGGCGGCCUUGUGUCAUGACCAAGACACCUGGAAGGCCGAAGCACAGAAUCUGCGCAGUCAAGUAGAUGCUCUUGAACACGAGAAGGCUCAGGUACUACGAGGCCUUGACGAGGUCAAGAAUAAUUACCUUAAUGUGCAGGCUUCUGCAAAUGGCCUCCUUCAACAAGUAGAAGAUUGCAAACAGAAGCUAGAGGAGAAGGAGGAAGAAAUCAGCAUACUGAAAAAUCAAAUUCAAGACCAAGAGCUGCUCACCUCUAAACUGUCCCAGGUGGAAGGAGAACAGCAGCUUUGGAAGAAGCAAAAAGUGGAACUGGAUAAUCUGCUGAUGGAAUUGGAGCAGAAGAUCCAAGCGCUGCGAUCCAAAAAUGACACUUUGCGGGACACCUUAGAAGCACUACAGAAAUCUCACAAGGAUCUGGAGAAAGAGCUUGAAAUGACAAAAAUGGAAAACGUGUCCUUUGUUGAAAAAGUAAACGCAAUGACUGGGAAGGAAACCGAGCUGCAGAGGGAAAUGCACAAGAUGGCACAGAAAACAACAGAGCUGAAAGAAGAACUUAUUGGGGAGAAAAAUAGGCUAACUGAAGAAUUAAAUAUAAUGUCGGAGGAAAUAAAGAGCAGCAAGGGUCAACUGAAGGAACUCAUGCUAGAAAAUAGUGAAUUGAAGAAGAAUUUGGAUUGCGUACAGAAGAACCAGAUGGAAAAGGAAGAGAAAGCGCGAGAAGAAAUAGCUGAGUAUCAGCUACAGCUGCAGGAAGCUGAAAGGAAACACCAGGCUCUGCUUCUGGAUACAAACAAACAGCAUGAAAUGGAAAUCCAGACAUACCGAGACAAACUGUCUUCUCAGGAAGAAUGUCUCAGCUCGCGGAAGGUGGAGGUAGAUGUCUUAAAGUCCAGUAAAGAAGAACUCAGUAAUUCUUUGAAAGCUACCACUCAGAUUUUAGAAGAACUGAAGAAGACCGAGGCACACAGUGUAAAAUACACAAAUCAGUUGAAAAAGGAAAAUGAGCGUGCCCAGGGGAAAAUAAAAUUGUUGAUCAAAUCCUGUAAACAGCUGGAAGAGGAAAAGGAGAUGUUGCAGAAAGAGCUAUCUCACCUUGAAGCUUCACAAGAGAAACAGAAGACAGGUACCGUUGUGGAUUCUAAUGUAGAAGAAUUAAUGGCUGAGAUAAAAGAACUGAAAGAAACUCUUGAAGAGAAAAACAAGGAGGCUGAUGAAUAUCUGGACAAGUACUGUUCCCUGCUCAUAAGCCAUGAGAAGUUAGAGAAAGCCAAAGAGAUGUUGGAGACACAAGUUGCUCGUCUGAGUUCACGGUCUAAACUUAAUCUCCAGAAUUCUCCUUUGCUAAAUUCAGUUGUUCCAGAAGCCUCUCCAGCCCCUUCUGCUACUGAAAAGAAGUUGUCAUCCAGCCAAAAUAAAGCUUCGGGCAAAAGGCAAAGGUCCACUGGGAUUCGGGAAGAUGGGGGAGGCACAGCGCCUUCUACCCCAGAGACAUUUUCUAAAAAGAGUAGGAAAGCAGUCAAAAGUGGUAUUCACCCCACAGAGGAUGCCAGAGACACUGAGUUUGAGCCAGAAGGCCUUCCAGAAGUUGUAAAGAAAGGGUUUGCUGAUAUCCCAACAGGAAAGACAAGCCCGUACAUCCUGCGGAGAACAACCAUGCCGACUAGGACCAGCCCCCGCCUGGCUGCGCAGAAGUUAGCACCGUCCCCACUAAGUCUCAACAAAGAAAAUCAUGCUGAGGCCUCCCAACCAAUAACUGGCGGCAGCAGAUCACAGAAGGUGAAGGUUGCUCAACAAAGCCCAGUGGAUUCAAGUGCCCUAUUCCGAGAACCCACCACGAGCUCUCUCUCUGUCCGUAACCUUCCUGAGAGAAGUCCAGCUGACAGCCCCAGGGAGGGCCUGAGGGCCAAGCGAGGCCGGCUCGCCCCCAGCCCAGAAGCCGUCCCCGAGUCCAAGAGCAGCGAGAACUGUAGGGUCCAGUAGAAGUGACCUUGUGUGUCAGGACCCUGGCAGGUGGCAGGAUUUGUCCAGAAGGUAGUGUGCCUGCAAAGGCUUUUCAUUAGUCAGGAGCACAUUAUCAGUGGGAAGAAAACAUUUCCUUAUAAAUCUAAAUAUAUGGUACUCUUUAGCUCUCCCAUGUAGAAGUAUUGAAAACGUUCGAAAGCACUGAUUACCAACUCAUCAUUGAUAGUUUUCUUCCAUGGCGUAAAUGGCGCUGUAUAAAGCUUUUUGGUAAUGUUGCACUUGUAGGGCAAGCACAAUCUCGCAACUUGUGUGUGUAUGUGGAUUUCACCCUAAGAAAUCCAAAAUACAUCCUCUACUUCCAAUGAAAAGCUCCCAGGAAAAUGUGAACUUUUGCUUUAUGACAUUUCCUAUGUGUAGAGCUAGGUAGGUAUGAAAUAAUUUUAGAUCAAGAAUUUCUUUUAGUUGAAUAAAAUGGAGGAAAAUCAUGCACACGUAUACCCAUGUGGAUGUGCUCAUCCUUAUCCUCCAGUGUGUUUUCUAAAUGUUUGCCUAUAUAACCUGUACAUACUUGUGUGUGGGGCUGACGGGAGUUGUGUGUGUGUUUCCAUUGGGCCUGCUUUGCAGGCUCCUUGAAGAUGCAGUGUAUCAAGUUUUCUGUCAUUGUAUUGUUUCUUCCUAAGACCAAUUUGUUGCAGUUCUUUUAGUGUGCAUUCUCAUAAAUAGUGAUCUUGUAUUAAAAUAGGGCAUUUUUUUCCUAAUAAAAAAAAUCACUUGUUUUCUGUAAAAAUGAUUUCUAAAUAUAAAUGCAUUCUGAGCAUUGGCACUA
Mirounga angustirostris (Northern elephant seal) is the source of this 10345-nucleotide messenger RNA. It is a transcript of the gene CENPF, whose product is annotated as centromere protein F. Lineage: Eukaryota; Metazoa; Chordata; Mammalia; Carnivora; Phocidae. Gene Ontology annotation, molecular function: transcription factor binding; microtubule binding; protein homodimerization activity. The transcript has 20 exons. The coding region runs from base 196 to 9537 and encodes 3113 amino acids. Gene Ontology annotation, biological process: mitotic cell cycle; metaphase chromosome alignment; regulation of G2/M transition of mitotic cell cycle. The record is from RefSeq and is a predicted model, not a curated record. Gene Ontology annotation, cellular component: spindle pole; chromosome, centromeric region; nucleus.